This is a messenger RNA of Nerophis ophidion (straightnose pipefish), 2021 nucleotides long. It is a transcript of the gene dars1, whose product is annotated as aspartyl-tRNA synthetase 1. NCBI's taxonomy places the organism in Eukaryota, Metazoa, Chordata, Actinopteri, Syngnathiformes, Syngnathidae. Gene Ontology annotation, molecular function: ATP binding; RNA binding; aspartate-tRNA ligase activity. The record is from RefSeq and is a predicted model, not a curated record. The coding region runs from base 135 to 1730 and encodes 531 amino acids. Gene Ontology annotation, biological process: aspartyl-tRNA aminoacylation. The transcript has 18 exons. Gene Ontology annotation, cellular component: cytoplasm; aminoacyl-tRNA synthetase multienzyme complex; cytosol.
AUCGAAAGCAGCCGGUAUUUAAUGUCCCUCCAUAAACAAGUCCCCCUUUCCGGUUCCGGUUCACGCUGUAACAGCUGACGAGAGAUCUGCAGUGAAACCUUUUCGCUCAAAAGUCUCCAAGAAAACACGUCGCCAUGAUUAAAGAGGACGCUCCGGGGGCGGCGGAGGAGGAACAGCAGGCCCAGUCAAAGAAAGCCCAGAAGAAACAGCAGAAGGAAGCGGAGAAAGCGGCAAAAAAGGCUGAGAAACAGGCCAAGCUGGCCGGUGAUCAGAAAACUGUGGAGGAAGAUGACUUUGCCAAGGAUCGUUAUGGUGUUACAGCAAUGGUCCAGUCCCAAGAGAAACUGGACAGGGCUUUGGUGCUGGUCAAAGACCUUACUCCUGAGAGGGCUGACAAGUUGAUCUGGCUCCGUGCCCGCGUUCACACCAGCAGGGCCAAAGGGAAGCAGUGCUUCUUGGUGCUGCGCCAACAGCAGUUCAACGUGCAGGCGCUGGUUGCAGUGGGAGAUCGUGCCAGCAAGCAGAUGGUCAAGUUUGCCGCAAACAUCACCAAGGAAAGUAUUGUUGAUGUGGAGGCAUCGGUGAGGAAAGUGGAUCAGAAGAUUGAGAGCUGCUCCCAGCAGGAUGUGGAGCUGCACAUUGAGAAGAUUUUUGUCAUCAGCCAGGCAGAGGCCCGUCUCCCCCUGCAGUUGGAGGAUGCCGUUAGGCCUGAAGGAGAGGGGGAUGAGGAGGGCAGAGCUACGGUCAACCAGGACACCAAACUGGACAACCGAGUGAUUGAUCUCAGGACCACCACAAGCCAGGCCAUCUUCCGUCUGCAGUCAGGAGUGUGCCAGCUCUUCAGAGAGACCCUCACCAAAAAGGGUUUUGUGGAGAUUCAGACACCUAAAAUCAUAUCAGCUGCCAGCGAAGGCGGAGCCAACGUCUUUACCGUGUCUUACUUCAAGACCAGUGCCUACCUGGCCCAGUCCCCCCAGCUGUACAAGCAGAUGUGCAUCUGUGCGGACUUCGACAAGGUCUUCUGUGUGGGUCCAGUUUUCAGGGCCGAGGACUCCAACACCCACCGUCACCUCACCGAGUUUGUGGGUCUGGAUAUUGAGAUGGCCUUCAAUUACCACUACCACGAGGUGAUCGACUCCAUAACCGACACCAUGGUUCAGAUCUUCAAGGGGCUGAGAGACAACUUCCAGACUGAGAUCCAGACCGUGAACAAGCAGUUCCCCAGCGAGCCCUUCAAGUUCCUGGAGCCCACUCUGAGGCUGGAGUACAGCGAGGCACUGGCCAUGUUGCGUGAGGCCGGGGUGGAGAUGGGUGACGAGGAAGACCUGAGCACACCCAAUGAAAAGCUUCUUGGCCGCCUUGUCAAGGCAAAGUAUGACACCGACUUUUACGUUCUGGACAAGUACCCGCUGGCUGUGAGACCUUUCUACACCAUGCCUGAUCCCAACAACCAGAAAAACUCCAACUCGUACGACAUGUUCAUGCGUGGCGAAGAAAUCCUGUCCGGAGCCCAGAGAAUCCACGAUGCUGAGAUGUUGACUGAGCGGGCCAAGCAUCACCAGAUUGAUCUGGAGAAAAUCAAGGCAUACAUUGACUCCUUCCGCUACGGCGCCCCCCCACAUGGCGGUGGAGGCAUUGGGCUGGAGAGAGUCUGCAUGCUGUACCUGGGGCUCCACAACGUGCGCCAGACCUCCAUGUUCCCCCGCGACCCCAAACGUCUGACACCUUGAGUUUUGCCAGCUUGCCUUCUGGAGGACGCCACACUGGUGAUGGGUAACUACUAAUUCACAAUGAGGGGAAGCGGCUGGUGCCACUUAGACACUAACGUACAACGGGACUCACUACUGUAUCCAUCCUUCAACAAGGAACAGUCAAGUUAGGUUGCACUCACAGUACUUCUUUUGGUCAACGGGAGUCUUAAGUCCUAACUACCUCCAACUAACCAUGGUCUCCUGCAGUAUGUACGACAAGUGUUUUUUUUAAUCAACCUAGAUCAUAAAAAAUGUUUUUUAACCCAUAAA